UCAACCUGUGAAGGUGCUGCUGAGUCUGUUUGGGGACAACAGGGGAGGACUGUGACCAAUAGCAGUCGCGAUGAGAGCAACAGCUGCAGGACGAUUUUUCAUAUGCUGAUAAAAAUGAUCAACAAGUCUCGAUGGAAGAUACUUGGAGUAUUGGCAAUAUUUUUGGUGAUGGUGGGGUAUAUAAUAUCCCGGGAGGAAAGGUACAUACAGCUUUUUUAUUUCCCUGUGCAAGAUGACAAGGUGACCUGUCCGCUGGGGGAGGUGGAAAGGAAAGCGGCGCAGCUGAUAGCAAAUUACACACGGGAUCAUCCGCUGUUUUUACAGCUGAAGGAUUACUUCUGGGUAAAGACCCCUUCGCUGUAUGAACUGCCAUAUGGUACUAAAGGAAGUGAGGAAAUUCUCCUCCGUGUUCUGGCGGUCACAAGUUACUCACUGCCUGAAAGCGUCCAAAGCAUGAAGUGCCGGAGAUGCGCCGUGGUGGGGAAUGGGCACCGGCUCAGAAACAGCUCCAUGGGGGACACGAUUAACAAAUAUGACGUCGUGAUCAGAUUGAACAAUGCGCCAGUUCAUGGUUAUGAGCACGACGUGGGCUCCAAGACCACUAUGCGCCUCUUCUACCCAGAAUCGGCACACUUCAACCCCAAAACCGAAAAUAACCCCAACACCUUGUUGGUGUUGGUGGCAUUCAAACCUAUGGAUUUCCAAUGGAUGGAAACAAUCCUCCAUGACAAGAAGAGACUUCGAAAGGGCUUCUGGAAGCAGCCCCCGUUAAUUUGGGAUGCAAAUCCCGAGCAAAUCCGAAUUCUCAACCCUUACUUCAUGGAAAUAACUGCUGCUAAACUGCUUAAGCUUCCCAUGAAACAUCUGCGGAAGAUUAAACAGAAACCGACCACUGGGUUGGUGGCCAUCACCUUAGCAUUGCACUUCUGUGACUUGGUACAUAUCGCCGGCUUUGGAUACCCAGAUUCCUCCAACAAGAAACAGACCAUACACUACUAUGAGCAAAUCACGUUGAAGUCGAUGGCUAGUUCGGAGCACAAUGUCUCCCACGAAGCUCUAGCGAUAAAAAAGAUGCUGGAAAUGGGACUCAUCAAGAACCUCACUUACUUCUGAUGUGACAUGGACCACAACGUCUGAGUUGGCUUCUAGGCCAA
Messenger RNA from Euleptes europaea (tarantolino), 1154 nucleotides. It is a transcript of the gene ST3GAL4, whose product is annotated as ST3 beta-galactoside alpha-2,3-sialyltransferase 4. Gene Ontology annotation, biological process: glycolipid biosynthetic process. The record is from RefSeq and is a predicted model, not a curated record. NCBI's taxonomy places the organism in Eukaryota, Metazoa, Chordata, Lepidosauria, Squamata, Sphaerodactylidae. Gene Ontology annotation, molecular function: sialyltransferase activity. Bases 103 to 1113 code for a protein of 336 amino acids. The transcript is spliced from 11 exons.